AUGUUUGCCCUCAACAGCACCCUGGGGGCAGAUGAUUGCAUCAAAAGGACAGAGGCCCAUGGGCAGAGCUCAGAGGCGGAAAAGGAGCCUACGACCGAACCUCAGAAUGGCUUUGACAUGAUCUACAGCAUCGAGGACGUCCCGCCCUGGUACCUGUGCAUCCUACUGGGGCUCCAGCACUACCUGACCUGUUUCAGUGGGACCAUCGCAGUGCCCUUCCUCCUGGCAGAGGCCAUGUGUGUGGGGCGGGACCAGUACACCAUCAGCCAGUUGGUGGGCACUAUCUUCACCUGCGUGGGCAUUACCACCCUCAUACAGACCACCUUCGGAGUCAGACUGCCUCUCUUCCAGGCCAGUGCUUUCGCCUUCCUCAUUCCAGCCCAGGCCAUCCUGAAGCUGGACAAGUGGAAAUGUCCCCCUGAUGAGGCGAUAUAUGGGAACUGGACUCUUCCACUCGACACCGGACAUAUCUGGCACCCAAGAAUAAGAGAGAUCCAGGGGGCCAUCAUGGUGUCCAGCGUGGUGGAGGUGUUCAUCGGCCUGGUGGGGCUCCCCGGUCUCCUGCUCAACUACAUCGGGCCCCUGACGGUCACCCCGACCGUGUCCCUCAUCGGCCUUUCAGUCUUCCAGACCGCGGGCGACCGAGCUGGGUCACACUGGGGCCUCUCCAUGAUGUGUGUAUUCCUCAUUGUGCUGUUUGCCCAGUACCUGCGCAACUGGGCCGUCUCUCUCCCCACCUACAACAGGCAGGAGGGCUGCACCACCACCAAGGUCCAGAUCUUCAAGAUGUUCCCGAUCAUCAUAGCGAUCAUGGUGGUCUGGCUGUUGUGCUACGUGCUCACACUCACGGAUCUCUUGCCCCGGGACCCCAGUCAGUACGGACACAAGGCGCGCACUGACGCCCGAGGCGAAAUCAUGUCCCUCGCCCCCUGGUUCCGACUGCCGUAUCCCUGUCAGUGGGGGUUGCCCACGGUGACGGUUGCCGGGGUGCUGGGCAUGUUCAGUGCCACCCUAUCGGGGAUAGUGGAGUCCAUAGGGGAUUACUACGCCUGUGCUCGGCUCUCAGGGGCCCCACCACCACCGAUCCAUGCCAUCAACAGGGGUAUCUUCACGGAGGGCAUUUGCUGCAUCAUCGCGGGGCUGCUGGGUACUGGGAACGGCUCCACCUCCUCCAGCCCAAACAUCGGGGUGCUGGGCAUCACCAAGGUAGGCAGCAGGAGGGUUGUGCAGUACGGUGCCGCCAUUAUGUUCGUCCUAGGGACCGUGGGGAAAUUCACUGCCCUGUUUGCCUCUCUGCCUGAUCCCAUUCUCGGGGGAAUGUUCUGCACCUUGUUUGGAAUGAUCACGGCAGUGGGCCUGUCCAACCUGCAGAACGUGGACCUGAACUCCUCUAGAAACCUCUUCGUCCUCGGAUUCUCCAUGUUCUCCGGCCUGAUGCUCCCAAACUACCUGGACGCACACCCGGGCAGCAUUCGCACAGGAGUUGCAGAACUGGACCAGAUCAUCACUGUGCUGCUCACCACCGAGAUGUUUGUGGGGGGGUUCCUCGCCUUUGUGCUGGACAACACCAUUCCUGGCACCAGAAAGGAGCGGGGUCUAUUAGAGUGGACGGCGAGUCACUCCUCCAGCUGCUCGACGGACAUGCGCACUUACGAGUUCCCCGUGGGCAUGGGCUGCGUGCGGAGGACCGACUGCCUACGCUACCUUCCCAUCAGCCCCAGCUUCCAGGGCUUCUCCCUGCACAGGAGGAAGUGCAGAGCGCAGAGCACGGACCAGGCUGAGAAGCCGAGCCCAGAGAAUCCACAGCCAGACGCCACAGUCGUUUUGGCCUCGACUGAAGUAUAACAAAAAAUCUUUCUUUUUUUAAAAUGUAGUUGUAUUAUUUAU
Molecule: messenger RNA, 1887 nt
Organism: Conger conger (European conger)
Lineage: Eukaryota; Metazoa; Chordata; Actinopteri; Anguilliformes; Congridae
Gene: slc23a1
Product: solute carrier family 23 member 1
Exons: 14
Coding region: 1-1845 (614 amino acids)
Biological process (GO): transmembrane transport
Cellular component (GO): membrane
Molecular function (GO): transmembrane transporter activity
Source: RefSeq, a predicted model, not a curated record